GCGUGCAUGAAAAAUUGUGUUGCGUCUAGAAAAAUUGUGUUUUCAGUCUUAUGGAAAACUUGCCGGCGAGCGGUUGGCUGGAUCGCGAGCAAAGCAAAGAAAAGCAAAUUGUAGCGAAAAACUGCAUUUCGUCGUCUUGUCGGCAGCCGCGCGCGCGUUUUAGAGGAGCCGGCAUUGUUAACGGCACAUCUGUGCAUUUGAUUGACAAGUGCAACAGACAGCUGCAGUCCACUUGUCAUUUGCCAGUUUACUCCGGACAACGCAUGACAGGACAACAAAGCUUGGGCGAAAGGACAUGCGAAACAGCAUCCGCAUCACAAUCUCCAUCGAAAAGGGGGCGAGCGCGGGGCCGGAACAUAACCAAUAUGGAUAUAAUCCAAUUGGCUGCUGCUGCUGUUGCUGUUACUGUUGGCAACAGGGACAACCACAAAGCCCCACUGAUUGAUUUGUUUAAUGUCGCCGCGGGGCAGCUAUGCAGGAGAAUAGGCGGAAGGAGACGUAAGGAGCUGCAACUGGAACGGACAUCGUAAACUUAACGAACUCUUAAUUUCAUUAACGCAUAUUUAAGAAGCACGGCUCCAAGGAGGGAGGGAGACGCUCGCUCGGCCCCCCAACCCUAGCCGAAUCAAACAGCGGGGCGCUGCGUAAACGCAUAAAGUGGACGCCCUUGACGCAGGACGACGACAUUGUUAAGCGGCUGCCUCGGCGUCGCUGCUGCCUCACAAGCUGUGGCCAGGCGCAGGC
This is a messenger RNA of Drosophila navojoa, 744 nucleotides long. RefSeq lists its product as uncharacterized. The record is from RefSeq and is a predicted model, not a curated record. NCBI's taxonomy places the organism in Eukaryota, Metazoa, Arthropoda, Insecta, Diptera, Drosophilidae.